Messenger RNA from Batrachochytrium dendrobatidis JAM81, 1425 nucleotides. RefSeq lists its product as uncharacterized. The record is from RefSeq and is a predicted model, not a curated record. The transcript is spliced from 4 exons. The coding region runs from base 1 to 1425 and encodes 474 amino acids. Lineage: Eukaryota; Fungi; Chytridiomycota; Chytridiomycetes; Rhizophydiales.
AUGGCCAAAAAGACAAACAGACGGGCAAAAGCUGCCACAAAUGCAUCUGCUACUCAACCUAUUGCAAAACCAACGACUUCCUUGAUCAAGGAAGCAACCAAUUUACCAGAAAAGACUUUGACAAAACGAUUCAAAAAUGCUGAACAUGCAGAUUCAUCCCAUCAUGAAGCCUGUGAUGAUCCAAAAUGUGUGGGAUGUGAUGCGAGUCAAACAGAAGUAGAACAGGUGGAUGCUGAUGAACUAGCGAUAGGUUCUGAAUCAAAAGAGAUGACUGCAGUUGAUAUCUAUCAGGCUGCUUUGGAAGAACUUGCCAAAUCUCAAUUGGAAGAACAAGAUACUGAUCAAUCUGCGCACGAUUCGAUUGUCAUUAGAAUGUUUGAGCAAGCAUUAGAGCAAUUUGAAUUGGAGGAGAAACUAAAAGAACCGACUGAUAUCAAUGACUCUUCAGCCCCAACUGAUAAACAACCAUCAAAACUCCAACCAUCACCAUUGAAGCGCAAGGUUGCGGAUCUAGAGUUUGAGUUGACCAAAAAACAAGUUGAAUUAAAAGAACGACAUAGCGAAUGCCUACUGGAUUUUGGACUUUUUGUUAAAUUUGAAGGGCAUCUGCGAGAUGCACUGAAGCUGUUGUCUGAGUGCAAGCAGGCCAACAAAUCUACGGAUUUAAGUUUAUCUGGAUGGUGUCUGGAAGGACGUAUUGCAGCAGCUCUAGUACAAAUACUAUACUACCCAGAAGUUAAAGUAUUUGACUCGGAUUCUGACAGCGAUCACGAAGCCGACACGAGCCUAUCCAAAACCUCCGUUACUAAAGAUGAGCAGCAACUUACAGCGUGCUCGCUUGAUGCAUUUGAAAAGGCAAUUCAAAAUCCAAAGAAACUGAAUGCUCAGCAAAUCUCAAUCUUUAGACAUGCAGGAAAGACACUGUUGAAUCUUGCAGUAUCUCAACGUCGCACUGGUAAAGAUCAUACAGCCGGACUAGCCAUUCUAAAAACUACACUCGGAUAUAUUCAACAGUACUUUCAAUCGUUUGCAGAAACUCCAAAGACUUAUGAUGCAGUGUACGUUGAUAUGCAACGCACUCAUGCGAUCUGUCUCUACCAUCUUGCAUGUAUUCUUCAACAUUCUGAAGUCAAGUCCAAGCUCAAAAAGGCUUGUGAUUAUGCAAAGCAGUCUGUGGUUCUUUGGCGAGCAGUCCUCGAAGUCUCAGAGAAUAGCUUAUUGUCCUCUCAGCACCAACAGCUUGGCGAAUCAGCUAUUCUAUGGAGUUCGCUGGAAGAUGAGGAUGACGAUGCAGCACUGACAGCCUUUGAUGAAGCGAGUGUCGCAUUGCAGAGAGCAUAUGAGCUUGAUCCAGACAAUGAUGGACUCCAUCAGCAACUUGUGGAUCUUGGACUUGUUAACGAGGAUAGUGAUGAUGAAGCAUGA